UGUUAGCCGGGGUUGAAUCUGAGUGCUUCUCCUGCGUCUGAUGUGAAUGCUAAGGCUAAGUGCUCUCUCUUAAGAAGAAAAAAAGAACAGGAUUAGUCUCAUUUGGCUGCUGGAGAAAUUAUUGGAGGACCCAGAAUGUCUUACGGAUCCAUCGAUGCAGGCUCUUUUGGAAGCAGAAAUCCGUUUGGUGGGCCCACAAGGCAGGGAUACCAGCCAGUAGCUACACAAGUCAGUCCCUCAGAGCUGCAGGAUGUGUUCCAGGAAACCUCCUCGAACAUCUUUCAGAUCAAUGCUAACGUGGUCACACUAGAGAAGAACCUGCAAUCGCUGGGAACAUCCAGAGACACAGCAGAGCUACGCCAGAGUUUGCAUUCCACACAGCAGCAGACCAAUAAAGUCAUAACAAGCACAAGCCAACUUGUUAAACAACUCACUGACAUCAUCAGCGGAUCCUCACGGCAAGACAGGCUCCGUCUGACGAGACUCAAAACAGAGCUGUCAGAUUCUGUCCAGCGAUAUGGAGAACUGCAGAAGAAAAUUGCAGAUCGUUCGAGGGCCCUGCUUCCUCCUGCACAAAAGGACAGAAAACAGAGCAUUCAGACUCCCUUCAGUGAGUUGGUUGAAGAGGGGCCGCUGUUUGGAGCAAGUGAGGGCACUGAGGGUGAUGUACAAGCGUUCCUGUCAGAGAUCAGUGAAGAAGAUGUGGAGAUCCUGAGACAGAGAGAGGAGGCUCUUCUGCAGAUUGAGAGAGACAUGCUGGACGUUAAUCAGAUUAUGAAGGACUUGGCCAGCAUGGUGCAUGAACAAGGAGACACUAUAGACAGCAUUGAAGACUACAUUCAGACCACUUCAUCGAACGUGGAAACAGCCAAUCAGGAGCUUGCAAAAGCCAGCCAUUAUCAGAGGCAGCUGAGGAGGAGGAAGUGUUUUCUGCUGAUCGGGGGACUGCUGCUGCUUACUCUGCUGAUCAUCAUCAUCGCAGUCUCUGCCAGAAAAUGAGAACAGAACCACAGAGUUUCUCUUCUCAUUUUUCUGGCAAAACAAGAGUCUCUACAUCGAGUCCGCCUUCGCUCAAUUCUACUCUUCUUAUUUCCGUCUAAAUUUCUCUCAGAUUGAGUGCUUUUCCUGUGUGUGCAUGUAUGGAAAUGUGGAUGUGUGUGUGUGAAUGUUCAUUAAAGAGUCUAUUUAUAAUCAGUGCUUUGUACUGUAAUGUGCAAUUAAUUGCUCUUUACCUCUUCAAAGUGGACUCCAGUCAAAGAACAAAAUCCAAAUAGACUAAAUGUUUCUGUGGGCUCUUAUGCCAAUGUUAAGAUCUGUUUUCCAUAAUUUAUUGCUGAUUCUUGAGUGCUUUUACUUGCCUAUAAUUCAUUUUGCAUUAAUACCAUGUGAUAUAGAAAUAAUGAUGUGUACUAUGUUCAAAACAUUAACAAAUCUUCAGUGAAUUAAUGAUGCAACUAGAUGUGUCAAAGUGAUUUUAAUGCUGUUUA
This is a messenger RNA of Danio aesculapii, 1487 nucleotides long. It is a transcript of the gene tsnare1, whose product is annotated as T-SNARE Domain Containing 1. The coding region runs from base 136 to 999 and encodes 287 amino acids. Gene Ontology annotation, cellular component: SNARE complex; endomembrane system; membrane. NCBI's taxonomy places the organism in Eukaryota, Metazoa, Chordata, Actinopteri, Cypriniformes, Danionidae. The record is from RefSeq and is a predicted model, not a curated record. Gene Ontology annotation, molecular function: SNAP receptor activity; SNARE binding. The transcript has 12 exons. Gene Ontology annotation, biological process: vesicle-mediated transport; vesicle fusion; intracellular protein transport.